AUGAAUGGACAUGAGGUCAAGGAAGAAGCAACAGCACUGUGUAUAGAGGCAUUUGACAGCUGUGAGAGGCCAUGGGUAGCAUUGACACAACUGAGUGAAUUUCUUCCUGAACUUAAAGGAGAAAAUUUAACAAAACCAAAUACUUCUGAUGUAAGAUUGGGGAUAGUUGAUGGAUCUCACGUCACUAAAAAUGUUGAAGUACAAAGCGUUCUCGAAAAAUUUAACAUACCAGUGAUACCUCUUGAACUGAGUGCUGUGUAUAUAACACCAAGUGAAAGGGGCAUGGCUAUUGCAGCAAUGGUGAAACAUUUGAAAUGGAAUCAUGUGAUGGUUGUGCAUGGUACUGAUGACUACAGUAAAAAUGUUCUGCAUACAUUUAUCAGCUUAACAACAAUGAGUGAUGACUUCUGCAUAGUCUCUGCCCAGGAAUAUCACACUGCCCCUCAAACAGGAAACAGCAACAUUGAUAGACAAACUGUUACAAAAAAUCAGCAGCUUUAUGGGUCUAUGUUGUCUGUUCUAAAGCUGCAGCUUCCCGUAGUGGUUCUUAUGAGUUUCUCCAACUAUUACUCUUUUUUAAAAGAUUUCCGUACAUAUCUACACUCUGGAAACCUGUCACAUGUUAUUGAUAGCAAGCAAAAGAAGAAUAAAUUCAUUUUUUCUGACCUUCUAACGCAUGAAGAUUUAUCCUUAAUAAAUGAAACUUCUUUUGAUGUCUACUCUGUGACAUUAUUACCUGAUUACGUGCCAGCAUUUGAGGACUACUGGGAAAAUAGAAAAGCUCAUGCGAAGAAUUUGUCACAGACACGCACACAGAAGGACAGAUGGCUUUUUCAGUACCUUCAGCAGAUACAUAAUACAACAGAGGACUCACUACAUAUUGCAUUACGAACAAGAGCUGUACUUUCUUCCAGCUACACAGUCCUUGUAUUUGCUCAAGCUCUAGAACAGGCCUGGAAAUCUGCAUGUUUCAAUAAAAAUGAUGACUUAUGCCCAGAAAUGAUGGAUCUUGGAAGAAAUGUGUUCUUGGAAAAUUAUUUUGAGCCAGUCCUAAAGAACUCUGCAGUGUUCAAUCAAAGUGAAACUGAGGAAGAGCAAAGAAAGUUUCACACAUUUGUGCUUGUGAAGUACCAGAAUUCCUUACAGAAAAAUGAUUCUGUUGAGUUAACCAAGGUCAUGCUGUUCAACUCAGCCAGUGGUGCACAUUUAGUAAAUGAAGAGAUUCUGCCUAACUUAAUUGUUGCUUGUCCUGUGGAUGAGAAUGGUGAACAAGACUGCAGUAUAUGUUCUCAAAUCAGACUUGAUCGUGGAGACUCAGGCAGACACUACAGUGUUUAUGCUCAAAAUGUACACAAGGUGGAGACAAGGAAACUUUUGACUCAGACGUAUAUGGAAGAGAAAGACUAUACAAUACUUCUCAAGUCACAGAAUAAUAUGUAUAUUGCAUUUGUACUUCCUGUUCAUAAUGGCACUGAUGCUGAUUCACUUAUUCGAUGCAGACAGGAUGCUCCAGUUGAUACUGAGGCUGUGAGACAACUAGAAGCAUUUCUGUGGGCACUACAAAAAGUUAAUGGUAAUUUGAAAAAGACUUUAGGCGGAAAUAUUGAAAUAGGAGCCAUUUUAUUGGAUACCUGCAGUUCACGGGUGAGAAUGAUGACAUUAGCUGCAGGAUUAGAAACUUUUUCAAAUAAGAUCACUGAUCAACAUAGUCAUAAAGUAAUAGCAGCCAUCAAUGGAUUAAGAUCACCUGAUGGAAAAGUGUUGGAUGAAAUUUUAUCUUCGCUUAAUAUAACAUCCAUAUCAGUCAGCCAGUCAUCUACUUUCAAAACUGUGGACACAAACAGAGGAGCUUUCAUACUACAGGUUGCACCUGAAUUAACAGCACUAACAACAACAGUUAUGAAAAUGCUUGAACAUUUUGGAUGGACAUAUAUAAGUGUUGUGUAUUCAGCAACAAAAGAAGAGUAUGAAUUUAUGUUUAAACAUCUUCAGAAAACUGCAGCUCAGUCUGGAGUGUGUUUUGCUCUUGAAGAAGGCUUAAAAACUACAGAGAACAUGACUGAAGUGUCCAACUUGGUGAGGCUCCUUGUGGAAUCACGUGCAUCUGGUGCCAGAGGUGUUCUACUGCUCCUCUCUCCAAAUGACCUGCAAUUAUUAAUGCAAAGUGUUGGACAAGCCCUGGGACAUGGAACACUUAGACGAGAAGACCUCUUUUGGCUUGUUGUUAAUGUUGACGGAGAAGCACAACACAUUCUAGAACAAUACAGAAAUUUUCUUAGUGGGGUCCUGACAUUUGGUCCACAGAAGAGACCAGUAAGAGAAUUUCUGCAGCAUUUGUGGCAACUGCAACUAGGAAGUAGAAGAUCUGAAAAGAAUCCAUGGCUCCAUAAAUAUUAUCAGAAGGUAUCUCACUGUAAUGAUGCAAAAUGUAAACAUUUGGUUGAAGUAGGCAGCUACACUGACUUCAAUGUGAUACAAGCUGUGUAUGCAAUUGGGAAAGCAUUUCAAAAUAUGGCAAAUGACAUGUGUUUUGUCAUGUUUAAUUCUACAUGCAUGGAAAAUAUAGAGAGGUCACCAUUGACUUUAAACCAAUAUCUCAGAUCAACAACUUCUGAAAGAGCAGAUGGUAUUCAUAGCAGCUUGUUUCAGUUCAAUGAAAAUGGAGGAGGAAAUGUUCCUAUUGAAAUAUUUAAUCUUAAAAGAAGUAUCCAUGAAUGGAGUCAUACAUCUGCUGAUGUUCACUAUGAAAGGGUAGCAUUAUUCUCGAACAGUUCACUUAAUCUGUUGGAUGACAUAUACACAUACAGAGAUAUGGGAAGCGAGGUUGUAGUUUCGUCACUGACAUCACAGUGUGCAACAAGAACUAGCUGUUCACAAUGCAGAGGUCAUCAUAGCAAACUGGAAACAGCAGAAUGGGUGAGAACAGUAGCACUGAGGCAACAGGAAAAGAUAAAAAACACAAAAUUUUAUGUUGCUGCAGCAUUUGAUAUACAUGAAGCAUCAAUAAACCCCAUGGAAUGUGGAUCAGAAUUACAUGAGAAAGGCAUUGAACAGUUAGAGGCCUUCUUAUGGGCCAUUGAACAAGUGAAUAAGAACAGCACAUAUAUAAAUCUUGCUGCUGUUUCAUUGGAUUCAUGUGGAAGCCCUGUGAAGGCUGCUCAAGAUAUAGCAGAUCUCUUAAGCCUUCACACAUCUCUGAACAGAAAUGGAGCUUCCCAGAACACUGCAGUUGCUUUUAUUGUUGGUGGAGGGACAAAUUUAGUAUCAUCUGUAAUGGAUUCAGUAAAUUACUUGAAGAUUCCAGUGUUUGCUUCAGAGGCCAGGGGCCCACUGCCUCACAGAAAGAAAUAUGCUCCAUAUCCACUCCAGCUGGCACCAACCAGCAAAGCUUAUGCAGCAGCUGUGCUAGCACUUCUUCAAAAUUUGGGUUGGAGUUGCUUUUCUGUUAUAUACCUACAGGAUGGAAUAGAAUAUGAAGACAGUUACAGGCUAUUUGUAGACUAUGCAUCAGUUUAUGAAAAUGGAUUGAAUAUGACCAUCAGUCUUCCAGUUCCACUUCAGUACACUGCUGGAAUAAUUAGAGAAUACCUUAAGGAAAUUGCAACAGUCCAUACAAGUGGAAACAAGAUAGUUGUGCUGCUGCUCCCCAAUGAAGUGGUGGAGCUACUUUUACGAGUUUUGCAGGCAAUGGAAGAUGAGAGUCAGAUAGCUGUUGGAGCUCUCACAUUCAUAGUGCUGGGAGCAGAGAAAGCAUUGAACACUUACAGUGAACAGGCUCUCGGAACUCUUGUCGUAAGACCUGCGGCAUCACAUGUCUUGGAAUUUGAAACUUACUUCAGACAUCAUAAUCUUAGCACAAAUACACAUAACCCCUGGUUUGCUCAAUUCUGGUCAACAGUAUUUCACUGUAGGGGUGCAAACUGCCACAAUAAACUAUAUAAAGACCUUCAGAGUUAUCAUUUUAAAGCGAGCACUUCAGUAGCCAAUACCAUCAACUCUGUCCUUUCCAUAGCUCAUGCCCUUGGAGCAGUGGCAAGAGAGCUGUGUCCAGAAACAAUACUCUCCGGACAGCACUGCUCAGCAAUGCAGGAUAUUGACAGAGUGCGACAUCGCCUAUUUGAAGUUGCUCCACAUAUGGCCUUUGUUGGAGCUGGGCUAAAUACAGUAGCAUUUUCAAAGAUGGGUGAAAAUACACAUGCUGAAACUGAGGUUUUAAGCUUUCAGCGAAAUAAUAAUGGACACUACAUCUUGGUACCAGUUGGCCGCAUUGAUGCCAAAGGAAAUGUGAAAGUUAAUGAAACAAGUAUAAAGUUAUAUUCCAUGAAAAGGCGUGAUGAAGUCAGUGUAUACAAAAUACAAAGUCCUUGUGAAAUAGUGCAUGAUGGAAUUAACACUGUUUAUAAACCCAUUCUCAAAAAGGUUCCGGCAAAUAAAAACCUAUCUAUCUUAGGAAUCAUCCCUCUACAUGAGAAAGGAGAAGGCCAGUUUAACUGUGGGAAGCUCCAGUUAAAUGCAGCACUUCAUGCAGGUGCUAUAUUGUAUAAGCUGGAACAAAUCAACAAUAAUGCAUCACUUCUUGCUGGAAAUGUUUUGGGAGUGACUAUAGUUGAUAGCUGCUUCCAACCUUCAUAUGUCUAUGGAACAGCUUUUAAUACUGUGACUAAAUCAGUUGGUGAUUUUUGGACAGACAACAAACUUGGCACUGCAUCCAAUAGAGGAUCAGACAUCAUUGCAGCUAUUACAAAUGAUGUCCAGUCUUCUGAAAACAUACAAUCGCUUUUGAAAUCAAAUGGGAUUACUCACAUUACUGUCCCCAUGGACAAGUAUAAUUUGGAGGGCAUAGACCUCCACAAUGCAAAGUUCUGGGAAGAAGUUUUGCAGCACAAAGAUGCAGCCGAAGCUAUGCUUUCUGCAGCCAUGGCUAUGCGUUCUCAUUCUGUUGUCAUUGUUAGAGAGGCUGAAGAAUGGGCAGAGACUGCAUCAGAACACAUUCAGAACCAUGACUGGAUAAAAGAGGGCAUUCUGUGCCUUUCAGGAGUAUAUUCACUUUACAAUAGAAACACAGAGGGCUUAGUUGGUGCAAUAAGCUCCUCAAAUAUGAUGGUAACAGAAGAAAUAACAAAAAAACUGAGACCAGGAACAACAAUAAUAUUGUUGUUGCAAGACCCGAGAGAGGUUCAGUCAUUCUUAAAUGUAUGCCACACAAUUGAUGGACUGAUAUUUAUGACAGUUAUACAGAAUAAUCAGAAACAAAUACAAGCAGGUUUCCACAACAUUGUUACACUUAAACCUCUACUUCACCAAACUGUAGAGGAAAGUGAGAUUCAGAAUUUCAAGGAGUGGCUAAAACAAAGAUUUAUUGCAUAUGGCCCAAAUGCAUUGUACUCAAUGCCCAAACCAUGGGUAGAUGAGCUUAAAGAAUCAUAUGGAUCUCUCAUCAUUGGAGAUCAGCUGAACAUCUCUUCUCCCAGCAUAUGGGAUACAAUGGAAAGUGUAUCAAUUAUUGCAACUGCAAUGACUAAUGUAUUGGAAAACCACUGCAGUAACAUCUCUGGCACAGUAUCUUUGGAGAAGUGUGGGAUUGACUACAAUGAUAUAUUUAGAUUAUUAGAAGAAGAAGUUUUAAGUGCCAUUCACAACAACUGUGAACUCAGAGGUUUCAGUCUAUGGAAUGGCCAUCACUACAUUGGAACAUGGAACAAUAAUUCUGGUUUUAAAUUAAUCAGCCCCGUAAACUUUUCUACUUUGUUAUCAGAUUGUACAUCUGUUCAAUGCUCAGUAUGCAUGGAAGAGACAGAAUUGGAAAAGUCUUUCCAUGAACAGCCUACAGUUUACCAUAAUUUUCAAUACACAUGGCCAAUAGCCAUAGGAGGUAUGACACUACUAGGCAUUAUAGCAACAGUUUUGAUUUCAUUGUAUUUUCUUGGAUUCUCAUCUCCAUUCAGUGCUACUGUGGCAUGUCAUACAUCAGCCUUAGAUUACUUUAUGCUUUUGGGCAUACUGCUGCUGUUUACAUCUAACUUUACAUUCAUACUUUCCCCCACAUCAGCUGUUUGUGGAUUAAGAAGAAUUUUCCCAGGAUUUUCCUACACAAUAAUUUUCUCUGCGAUGCUCCUCAAGGCAUCAUCAAUAUGGAGAGAAAACACUAGGAAGAAGUUCACAGAAGACUGGCUCUUCUGUUCGUCAGGACUUAUAAUCAUGGCAGUUAUUUUAACAGUAAUACAGGUCAUAUUGUCUGGAGUCUGGUUGCUGCUUAUUCCACCUCAACCAUAUCUGACUACAGAGACAGGCAUCAACUUUUGGAAAUGUUAUCCAAGUGGCAACUUUCAUGCACACCUGUUAAUAUCAUUGAUAUAUGUUAUACUACUCCUCAUAAUGGCCGCUGUUGUGUCCUUAAUUAGUUGCUUCAGUUUCAGAAAAGAAAGCUGCAGUGAAGAUGAGAGAUCUAAGGAAGCAAGAGGCAUACUAGCAGCUUCAAUUUUAACAGCUGCUGUAUUUACCUUCUGGGGCAUAAGUACAAUAACAGCAGUUUCUCCACAAAAUUCUGAUCUUGCAACAGCAACUGCUCAUUUGAUUUCAGCUUAUCUUCUGCUUCUAAGCCUUGAAUUAUCUAAAUUUUUACCAUAUAUGCAUGAUGACUCUAUAUCAUCAGGACCUUCAAACAUCCGGACUGUUUAUGAUAUUUCAAAUUUUCAUCCCACUUCUAUAAAAGGUCUGCCAGGCUUCUGUUCUGCUGCUCCAACUGUUCAGUUAGAUUCUACACAACAAGAUGAUGAUAUACUGGAUGACCCUUCACAGAUUAUACCCAGUUCACUAUAUUCACUUGAUAUGUUCAGCACGACAGAGAACAGACAAUUGGAAGAUGAUGAUGAAGAACAAGGUGAACACUGUGAACCAGGAACAAAUGAAUUUAUGCCACCAGCCAGUGCCAUUCGAGGAGUUGAAGACAGGCUGUCUAUCCAAGAAACAUUGUCCUACAUGUGAUUAAUACUAUAUGCAAGCAGCUAACAACAAAGAGAAAGCAAUGUUUUUGAGAUAUUGGCAAGAUCCAUAAAAAAGCUUAUGGUUCAUCUGCAGUCUUCUAUGAAUGACAACUAAAGUCAUAAGAUCAAAAACCAUAAACAAAACUGUUAGCUUGUUAUAGACAAGGAGUCAAAGUGAUUCUGUUGUUGUCAUUUCCUUGUAGGAGGAUUUAUAUGGCUAUAGUGACCUGCAUUCCACAAAUAUACAAAAUAGAAUAAAAAAUCACUAUCAUCUUUUGUAGUACAACAGUUCAGAAAUGAACAGAGACAGAAGUUGUAAUAUAAUGGAAU
Molecule: messenger RNA, 7313 nt
Organism: Schistocerca nitens (vagrant locust)
Lineage: Eukaryota; Metazoa; Arthropoda; Insecta; Orthoptera; Acrididae
Exons: 24
Coding region: 1-6984 (2327 amino acids)
Biological process (GO): G protein-coupled receptor signaling pathway
Cellular component (GO): membrane
Molecular function (GO): adenylate cyclase inhibiting G protein-coupled glutamate receptor activity
Source: RefSeq, a predicted model, not a curated record